AUGGCUCGCAACCGGCGAACGCGGCACGAAUUCUGGUGCCUGGGCGUUCAAGCGGCUGGACGAGAGAUUCCUGGAGAGAGAGGGUUCGACGGAGGCCGGUGCCCGGCCGUCGGACGGAGACGGCUCGAUCCGCUCCUCUGGUGGCAUAUCAGCUGAUAGUUGCUCAAGAUUUGCCAUUUCCCUAGCAGAUUUUUCCUUUCUCACUCUAGGGUUUCGCGGAGGAAAGUAGCAGGAUCUCAGAGCCCCCUCGGGGCGGAGAAUAACGGGAGGAAAUUCUCAAGGGCCGUCGGUGCACGGGAGGGCAUAUUUAUACGCACUUGACCAAGAACGACGCGUCUCAACCCUGUCAACAGAUGAUAGUCCAAAUAAGCUAAAACAGAUCCUCCAAUUAAAAUCUGACACGAUCAAAUAUAAACAUCCGUCCGAUCAAAAUCGGAGGGUUUGUCGCGCCCUACGGAAGCGGGACUCUAAAAUCACUUUUUUUCCCUACCGAUGAUUGGAGAGAGAAAGUUAAAGACGUUGGGGCCCACACAAAUGCACAGUGACACUUUAUAGAAAAAACUUAUUUUACCCAAAAAAAUAGUUUAAAUAAUUAAAAAUAUAUGAUUUUUCAUUUUUUGGGAAAAAAUACAUCUAAAAAACCAUUAAAAUUUUCCGUUUUAGUGCACUAGUCAAACUCUUUAUGAAAGCUUACCCACAAACAUAAAUCUUCCAGAACAUAAUAUAUGUUUCAUUAUUUGGAAUUUGUAUUAAAAAUAUUUAUUCUUGUAAUUGUAUUUUCUAUAAUUCACCAUGGUGAAUAUGUCUAUAAGGAUACGAAUACAAUGUAUAAGUUUCCGUUUAAAUGUAUUUUCUAGCAGGGCAUACAACAUGGUAAAGAGUAUAGUUCAUAGAAAAACAUACAUAAACAAAUAUGGCAAUUGAAUGAUUGAUCAUUGUCAAUCUUGAUUAUGAAUUUUUGGUAUAUUAUUUUUUAGUUGUAGAAAAAUAUUUUCAUGAAAAAAACCAUCACUUUCCUAAUUAAGAAAUAGAACCACUAACCUUUUUAUUAUGAUUAAGUUCUUGAGUUAAAUUUGUCAUUUGAAAAUUAUUAUUAUUAAGAUGAAAGGAAGCAAAACCUUAGAAAUUUGAUACAUCUAUCAUGGCUGAGCAUGUCCACUUAAGAGUAGGCUACGCCUGAUUCAGCCAAGAAUAUAUGUUACAUUGGCACACUCUGGGCGUGCUUUUUCUAGCCCUCUCUUUAAUCAUGAAGAAGGAAUUUGGGGAUGAUAGAUUGGUCAUGGUUUGACCCACAUGAGAUGUUGAUCAUCUUCUCUUGACCCCAAUUUCAAGACAAUAGUCAAAUGAGCAUGAACACGCCCACAAGCCUCCAAUGA
Messenger RNA from Spirodela intermedia, 1376 nucleotides. Lineage: Eukaryota; Viridiplantae; Streptophyta; Magnoliopsida; Alismatales; Araceae. The record is from the annotation of a GenBank genome assembly.